CUCUGACAGGCGGAGCGGCAGCUGUUUGGCUCGUGGCUCGUGGCUAGUCAGCCCCUGCGCGCGGUCGGGACCCCUGGCGCGGGUCCCCGCGGGCGGCCGAGGGAGCAGCGGAGGCGGAGGCGGAGCAAGCGGCGGCAGAUGGCUGAGAGCUUCAAGGCAGCCCCGGCACCAUGAUGGCUCAAUUUCCAGCUGUUAUGAAUGGAGGCCCUAACAUGUGGGCGAUCACCUCGGAAGAGCGGACCAAGCAUGAUAAGCAGUUUGACAGCCUCCGGCCUGCUGGAGGACACAUCACAGGUGAUCAAGCGCGUGGUUUCUUCUUACAGUCUGGCCUCCCAGCUCCUGUUUUAGCUGAAAUAUGGGCAUUAUCAGACCUGAAUAAAGAUGGGAAGAUGGACCAGCAAGAAUUCUCUAUUGCCAUGAAGCUCAUCAAGCUUACGCUCCAGGGGCAGCGCCUACCUCCAUCCCUGCCCCCUGUUAUGAAGCAGCCGCCUGUGUUCUCCCCUUUGGCGUCUGCGCGCUUCGGAAUGGGAAGCAUGCCCAACCUGUCCAUCCCUCAGUGUGUGCCUCCAGCUGCCCCCAUGGCACCCGUAUCCUCAAGGCCUUCUGUUACUUCCCUUCCUCCCUUGGGGAUGCCCACUCCACUGGUACCUUCUGUUAGCACAUCAUCCUUGCCCAAUGGAACUGCCGCUCUGCUCCAGCCCAUGGCCGUCCCCUUCUCCUCAGCAACCCUGCCUCACACGUCAUCGUACGGUCUCUUGAUGGGCAGCUUUGGCGGUUCUUGCAUCCAGAAGGCCCAGUCCCUGAUCGACUUGGGAUCAAGCAGCUCCACGUCCUCCACAGCUUCCCUGACAGGGGGCUCUCCCAAAGCUGGAUCCUCUGACUGGGCCGUCCCGCAGCCCUCAAGGCUGAAGUACCGCCAGAAGUUCAACAGCUUGGAUAAGGGCAUGACGGGCUAUCUCUCAGGUCUCCAGGCUCGGAACGCCCUUCUCCAGUCCAACCUUUCUCAAACCCAGUUGGCUACUAUCUGGAACCUGGCUGAUGUGGAUGGAGAUGGUCAGCUCAAAGCGGAGGAGUUUAUUCUGGCCAUGCACCUGACUGACAUGGCCAGAGCUGGGCAGCCAUUGCCUCUGACCUUGCCUCCGGAGCUGGUGCCGCCUCCUUUCAGAGGAGGAAAACCUGUUGAUUCCCUUAAUGGAACUCAGCCUUGCCAUGAGAGAACCCAAGAAGAGCCACCUCAGAAAAAGUUACCAGUGACCUUUGAGGACAAGCGGAAAGCAAACUACGAGCGAGGAAACCUGGAACUGGAGAAGCGGCGGCAGGUGCUGCUAGAGCAGCAGCAGCGCGAGGCUGAGCGUAAGGCGCAGAAGGAGAAGGAGGAGCUUGAGCUCAAGCAGCGGCUGAUCCAGGAACACAAGUGGAGGCGACAGCUCGAGCUGGAGAAGCAGAGGGAGCUGGAGAGGCAGAGGGAAGAGGAGAGGAGGAGAGACGCAGAGAGACGGGAGGCUGCUAAACAAGAGUUAGAGCGUCAGCGGCGAUUGGAGUGGGAGAGAAUUCGCCGACAGGAGCUUCUCAGUCAGAGGAAUAGGGAACAGGAAGAAAUUGUCCGGCUGCAAGCGAGGAAGAAGGGUCUGCACCUCGAGCUGGAAGCGCUGAAUGGCAAACAUCAGCAAAUCUCAGGGAGACUCGAGGAUAUGAGAGAGAGAAAGCAGACUCGGCAGAGCGAACUGGACAUCCUGGACAAGCAGUGUGACCUGGGGGUCCUGGAGAUCACACAACUUCAGCAGCAGCUCCAGGAAUCUCAGAACCAGCUUGUCUAUUUGGUGCCAGAGAAACAGCGGUUACAGGAGAGGGUUCAGCACCUCCAGCCGGACAGCUCAGCCCAUCUGGGCAUCGAGGCUGUUCACAAGAAGUCUCUGGAGAAGGAGGGUCUCUGCCAAAGGCUGAAGGAGCAGCUGGAUGCCCUGGAGAGAGAGACAGCUGCCAAGCUGUCUGAGAUGGAUGCCUUCAACAGUGAGCUGAAGGAGCUGAGAGAGAACUACACCACGCAGCAGCUGGCCCUUGAGCAGCUUAAUCUGAUCAAACGGGAGAAGCUGAGAGAAAUAGAGAGGAGAAGGGCAGAGGUGACCCACAAGAAGAAACUGGAGGAGGAAGCGGCCACAAGGAAAGCAAAACAAGGGAAAGAAAACCUCUGGCGAGAAAACCUGAAGAAGGAGGAGGAAGAGAAACAAAAGCGAUUUGUAGAAGAGAAAAUACGACAAGAAUUGCCAAGAGCCGAGAACAAGCCGUGUGGGGCUGAGGAAGGGGGUGAGGCUCUCAGUGCUUCUGACCCUAGGAAACCAGCCAGCUGGGUGAAUUACAAGGCCUUGUAUGCCUUUGAAGCAAGGAAUCAUGAUGAGAUGAGUUUCGGGGCUGGAGAUAUUGUGCAGGUGGAUGAAAAAACCACAGGAGAACCGGGCUGGCUUUAUGGCCGUUUUCAAGGCCAUAGUGGCUGGUUCCCAGGAAACUAUGUCGAAAAGGUGUCAGCCAGUGAAAAACUGGUGUCACCCAAGAAGGCCUUGCUGCCACCAGCAGCUUCUCUGCCAACUACCUCAUCUGCUCCUCCUGAAUCCAGGCCUUCAGGACAGCCCACAGCAGAGACCGAUUACCAGAACAUACCCUUCUCUACCCUCACUGCAAAUGCCAGCUGGCAGAAGAAAUCUGCUUUCACUCGCACUGUGUCCCCUGGAUCUGCAUCUCCCAUUCACGGACAGGGACAGACAGUAGAGAACCUAAAGGCCCAGGCCCUCUGCUCUUGGACGGCCAAGAAAGAGAAUCACCUGAAUUUCUCCAAGCAUGACAUCAUCACAGUUCUGGAGCAGCAGGAAAACUGGUGGUUUGGGACGGUGCAUGGAGGCAGGGGGUGGUUCCCCAAGUCCUAUGUCAAGAUCAUCGCAGGGCCGGAAACUAGGAAGGAAGAACCAGAAGCUGUCUAUGCCAGCAUCAACCGGAAGCCAAGCAGCACGGGCCCAGCGCUGGGAGAAGAAUAUGUGGCCCUCUACUCUUAUUCAAGCUCAGAGCCUGGAGACCUGACCUUCACCGAGGGUGAGGAGAUACUGGUCACCCGGAAGGAUGGGGAGUGGUGGACGGGGACCAUCGACAACCGAACUGGCAUCUUCCCGUCCAAUUAUGUUCGAGUGAAGGAAGCUGAGGCUCUGGGCAGCGCCGGCCGAACUGGGGCCCUGAACAAAAAGCCAGAGAUUGCCCAGGUCACUUCCACCUAUGCGGCUUCUGGGGCGGAGCAGCUCAGCCUCUCACCUGGGCAGCUGAUCCUGAUUCUGAAGAAGAACCCCAGUGGGUGGUGGCAAGGGGAGCUGCAGGCCAGAGGAAAAAAACGCCAGAAAGGAUGGUUCCCAGCCAGCCACGUAAAGCUCCUGGGCCCAGGAAGUGAGAGAGGGACCCCUGCCUCUCAGCCAGCAUGCCAGGUCAUAGCGAUGUAUGACUAUGUUGCCAACAACGAGGAUGAACUGAACUUCUCCAAGGGACAGCUGAUCACCGUCUUGAACAAAGAUGAUGCUGACUGGUGGCACGGAGAGAUCGGUGGGGUGACCGGCCUCUUUCCUGCCAACUAUGUGAAGAUGACCACAGACUCGGACCCGAGCACGCAGUGGUGUGCUGAUCUCCAAAGCCUAGACACCAUGGCCCCGAUGGAGAGGAAGCGGCAGGGUUACAUCCACGAGUUGAUCCGCACGGAGGAGAGGUACAUGGAUGAUCUGCAGCUGGUCACCGAGGUCUUCCAGAAGCGCAUGGCUGAGUCAGGCCGUCUGAGCGAAGGAGAAAUGGCCUUGAUCUUCGUGAACUGGAAGGAGAUCAUUAUGUCCAACACAAAACUCCUCAAGGCUCUGCGCGUGCGGAAGAAGACUGGCGGUGAGAAGAUGCCUGUGCAGAUGGUCGGGGACAUCGUGGCUGCCGAGCUCUCCCACAUGCAAGCUUACAUCCGGUUCUGCAGCUGCCAGCUAAACGGAGCAGCCCUGCUGCAGCAGAAGACCGAUGAGGAUGCAGACUUCAAAGAGUUCUUGAAGAGACUGGCCCGAGACCCUCGGUGCCAGGGCAUGCCACUGUCUAGCUUCCUGUUGAAACCCAUGCAGAGGAUCACACGCUACCCACUGCUCAUCAAGAACAUCCUGGAGAAUACCCCAGAAAGCCACGUGGACCACUCCUCCCUGAAGCUCGCCCUGGAGCGUGCCGAAGAGCUUUGUUCCCAGGUCAAUGAAGGGGUCCGGGAGAAAGAGAACUCUGACCGCCUGGAGUGGAUCCAGGCUCACGUCCAGUGUGAAGGCCUAGCCGAGCAACUCAUCUUUAACUCUCUGACCAACUGCCUGGGCCCUCGGAAGUUGCUGCACAGCGGGCGGCUGUACAAGGCCAAGAGCAACAAGGAGCUCUUUGGCUUCCUCUUCACGGACUUCCUGCUGAUGACCCACGCCGCCAGGCCGUUCCCGGCUGCCUCGGGCCCCGAGAAGCUCUUCAGCAGCAAGUCCAGCGCCCAGUUCAAGAUGUACAAGACGCCUGUCUUCCUGAACGAGGUCUUAGUGAAGCUGCCCACGGACCCUUCGAGUGACGAACCCAUCUUCCACAUCUCCCACAUUGACCGUGUCUACACGCUCCGAGUGGACAACAUCAACGAGAGCCUGGGUUCAGAAGAUCAAAGGAGCUUCAGAGCAGUACAUCGAGACCGAGAAGAAGAGGCGGGAGAAGGCCUAUCAAGCACCUGUCCAGUGAACGGUGGAGCCACAAGCAGGAACUCCAGGAGGAAGGGGAGGUGUGGGAGCUCAUCAUGAUGCAGUGGUUGGAAGGGCUGCCAGAGCAUAGAGGAGGAGGUCAGGAGUACUCAGCGAGCUGAGUUCAGGCAGGAGCAAAUGUCUGAAGAAGUGGAGGAGACGUGGCCCACCUCCCAUUACAUGAGGCCCUUUGCCACCUCAUCUCUCUUCAUUGUCCCGGCCAAGGUCAGGAAGAGGGCAGGGACCAGGACAGGUAGCAGCAGGAGCCGUUAGAGCCAAGACAGGCGGGUCACCUCUUGGGGUGUGAGGUUCAGAGCAGUGGAUACCCAAGCCCUUUUGGGAGGAUGGGGAUUAGCUGUGGGCCAGGGAGAGUAGGAACAAAAGCUUUUAUUAGGCACCUGCCGUGUGCCAGGCACAGUGCUGAGCACUGAGGACACAUACAGCAGAAAGAGGGUUCCUGCCUUCCCUCAAAUUGCUGAUGGCCUGAUGCGGAAGGACCACACAUCACGGGCACCUGGGCACAGUGACCUGGAGGCCUGUUUUGGGCAGCAGCAGAGGGGAAGGGGUCAGCCCUUGUCCUUGCAUGGGGAACUUGUGUCCUUAGAGAUCUGCCCUCCUCUUCCUCAGCCCCAUGACCACCUCCUCCUUCCCUCCUCCUCAACCACACAUUGGGUCUCUCCAUGAACUUAUUCUGUUUCCCUCAUUAGAAGUGCUGACCAUUCCAGCUCUCCUUAAGCCUUGCCUCACCCAGACCUGUUCUCUGCCCCUCACUGAGACCCCUCCUCCUCCUCAGUCCUUUCUCAGUCCCUGACCGCCCAACCCGACUUCACUCUGACUCCCACCUAUCUUGGCUCUACACGGUCCUCUUGCCCCCUCGUCCUGGCAUUGCCCUUCUCUCGCCAGGUCUCGGGUGCCCCACGCACGGAUGGCAUCCCCUCUCCACUGGGCUGGGCAGCUCUUUGAUUCUGCCCCCAUUAUGUGAGACCCUUUGCCACGUGAUCCCUUUCCCCCCACCCCUACUGGCCAUCAUCCCCAUCUUCUCUUCCUUUAGUCUCUACCUGGGCCCUCCUGUCUUCUCCAGCCUGGUGGCCUCACUAUUCCCCUUUCUCAUCUCCAGCCCAUCCCUGUCUCUUGGUCCCUGCUCUGUUGCCCACACACAUGUCCUAAGGCUCCCCUACCCUCCACCCCCUGGAGUCCCCUCUUGUCCUGAUGGUGCCUCCCUUUAACAGCCCAGGCUGCCUCUGCUCUGCUUUGCGCCCUCUCUGCUCACCCCCUCCUCACCCUUUGCAUCCAUGCUUCUGGCCCUGCACCCCACCCCACACCUGAAGCCAUCCGUAGCUGUCUAUGGCUUGUUCAUUGUCACAUCUCAGCCCUUAGCCUUUCCUGCUGGCCAGUGUCCUCGGCCCCCUCAGCCACUGUCUCCCACUCUCCUGGUUCCUCUUCUCUGCCUCUAGUGGGGUGUGCACCCCUGGCCAGCUCCACUCUCGGUCCCUCACCCCGGUCUGUCCCAGGGACACCUCAGUCAUUGUUCCCAAGCCCAAACUCAUGCUUUUCCCCCCAGAUCCAACCCUUGGCCAAAUGUCCCUGUUUCUGUGGGGGGCAGGCACCCAUGUGUGCACGUCAGUGUUGUCCCGCUCAUCUCUCCCAGCCAGUCAGUCACUAGAUCUCGUAUCCACCUCCUUGGCGUUAUCCUUCCCACCUCUGCUCUCCUCAUUGGUCGCCGUCCACUCCAGACCAAGCUCCACACUGUGGCCCUUAUGCCCACUGUGUGUCCCAUGCCUAUGCCCGUGUGACUGUCCUACUCAACACACUCCAAUAUCCACACUUGGGCUUAGCUUUGAAAGCCCUUCAUGAUCUGGCCCCAGCCUAGCUUGGCAGCUUCCCUCCCAUACCCAGCGAUGCUGUGUAAAUGGAGCACCUGGCUCCUCCUAAUAUACAGGGUAGCUAGGUAGGGCAGCAGAUACAACACAGGGCCUGGGCUCAGGAAGAUCUGAGUUCAAAUCCAGCCUCAGUCCUUUACUAGCUGCAUGGCCCUGGCAAGUCAUUUAACCUCUGUAGGCUUCAGUACAGGGAUAUUGGCUCCUAUCUCCCAGGGUGGUUGUGAGGGUCAAAUGAGAUCUCUGUAAAGCGCUUAGGACGGUGCCUGGCAUAUAGUAAGCACUAUAUCGAUGUUGUUACUCUCAUGAUCAUCAUCGUCACCUCCACGCCUUUGCCCUGGCCGGCUCCCUCCUCUGCCUCCCAGAAGCCCUCUCUUCCUUCGGGAUGUAGCUCCAGCCCCACCUUCUCUAGGAAGACUUUCUUGAUGUGCCUUCUCCCAAACCCCUGCAUUGAGUCUCUUUACAUUGAUGGGGUCC
Messenger RNA from Trichosurus vulpecula (common brushtail), 7108 nucleotides. It is a transcript of the gene ITSN2, whose product is annotated as intersectin 2. Gene Ontology annotation, cellular component: intracellular vesicle; plasma membrane; presynaptic membrane. The record is from RefSeq and is a predicted model, not a curated record. The transcript has 37 exons. Gene Ontology annotation, biological process: clathrin-dependent synaptic vesicle endocytosis; intracellular signal transduction; endosomal transport. The coding region runs from base 171 to 4814 and encodes 1547 amino acids. Gene Ontology annotation, molecular function: guanyl-nucleotide exchange factor activity; molecular adaptor activity; protein binding. Lineage: Eukaryota; Metazoa; Chordata; Mammalia; Diprotodontia; Phalangeridae.